AUGUUUAGCAUAAAGGAACUGAAAAACCCAGUGGUCAUUUUUGACAACGGCUCCGGGCUGUGUAAAGUAGGCCUGACCGGAGAAAGCGGACCUCGCUCCAUUAUCAACACUGUUGUUGGACAUCAUAAAUUCAGUAUAGUUUCAAGAACCAAUCAGAAGAAAUAUUUCAUAGGAGAAGAAGCACAAGGCAGGCAUGAGAGCUUAUGUUUACAUUAUCCCAUUCAACGUGGCUUAGUAACCAACUGGGAUGACUUAGAAAAACUAUGGAAUCAUCUAUUUGAAUUGGAGCUAGGAGUUAAAUCCUGUGACCAUCCAGUACUGAUGACAGAGCACUCUUUUAACCCCCAUGAAUCUAGAGAGAAAAUGGUUGAAAUCAUGUUUGAAAAAUUUGAUGUUCCCGAAUUUUACUUGUCCAAUCAUGCUGUGGGAGCACUUUAUGCAUCUGGAAAUGUCACCGGCCUAGUAAUGGACAGUGGGGAUGGAGUUACCAGCACCGUCCCCAUUUAUGAAGGUUGCUCCCUGCCGCAUGCCGUCUCCCUAUUAAAUCUAGCUGGAAAGGAUGUAACAGAACAUAUGAUCCGCUUGCUCCUCUUGAAAGGCUAUAAUUUCCCUUCAAUUUUCAACAAAGCUGUGGGACAAGACAUGAAAGAGAAAAUCUGUUUUGUUACUAACAUCAAUAAUGAAAAAGAAACACCGCGGCAGGUUGUGUCACAGUAUAGGCUACCAGAUGGAAAUGUCAUCCGCAUCGACGAAAAUCUGUGCAAAAUUCCUGAUGCCCUUUUUACACCUGAUCGACUAGGCAUCCGUGAGCCAGGAAUCUCACAGAUGGUUUACAACAGUAUACAGAAGUGUGACAUUGACAUUCAGAAUGAUCUCUUUGCCAAGAUUGUGUUGUCAGGGGGCAACACCCUAUUCCCUGGCUUUGAAGAGAGGCUCAGGGAUGAAAUCACGAACUUAGCUCCUGAAGAAAUCCCUGUUGAGGUCCUCGCCUCUCAGGAGAGAGGCCUCUCCCCAUGGAUUGGUGCUUCCAUAAUAGGAUCGUUGAGCACGUUCAAACGGAUGUGUGUCACCGCUUCCGAUUUUAUCGAAUUUGGAAAAACGGUCAUUCAGAGGAAGUGCUUCUGA
Messenger RNA from Perognathus longimembris pacificus (Pacific pocket mouse), 1125 nucleotides. RefSeq names its product actin-related protein T1-like. Gene Ontology annotation, molecular function: chromatin binding. Gene Ontology annotation, cellular component: nucleus. Lineage: Eukaryota; Metazoa; Chordata; Mammalia; Rodentia; Heteromyidae. The coding region runs from base 1 to 1125 and encodes 374 amino acids. Gene Ontology annotation, biological process: regulation of DNA-templated transcription. The record is from RefSeq and is a predicted model, not a curated record. The transcript has a single exon.